Molecule: messenger RNA, 636 nt
Organism: Lactuca sativa (garden lettuce)
Lineage: Eukaryota; Viridiplantae; Streptophyta; Magnoliopsida; Asterales; Asteraceae
Source: RefSeq, a predicted model, not a curated record
AUGAAGGGUUCAGAGAUAAAAGCUUAUACCACUAGAUUUAAUGAUCUUGCAGUAAUGCGUCCCACACUUGUAACCCCUGAAUAUAAGAAAAUUGAGCGAUAUAUCUGGGGUUUAGCAUCGCAAAUUAAAGGCAUGGUGAUCGCAUCAAAUCCUAUGACUUAUGACAGCACCAAGAGGAUAGCUCAUCAACUAACCCUCAUAGAGAUCCAAGGAAUAGAAGUGGUCUCAAAGGCUGAGUCUCCCAAAUCUAGGACAAACAAGCGCAAGUUUAAUAGGAAAAAUCCCAAACAAUCAUCUGAGAAAAGACAAGAAGUGGCAACCAAUUAUGCAGCCACGACAACAGUACCUACGCAGCCAAAAUCUUCAUGGUGUAAUCAGUGCAACCGUCACCAUCCAGGUGACUAUUUUGUCUGCACGAAGUGCAAGAAAAAGGGGCAUACUGCUAGUUACUGUAGGAGCGCAACACCUGCAACAGUGAAUCAGGGAACAAAUAUUGGAGCAGGCCAUGGUGAAGGAAGAAAGUGCUAUGAGUGUGGGGAGGUUGGACACAUCAAGAAAGAAUGUCCAAAGUUAAAGAGUCAAGGAGGCAUAGGACGUGGUAGGGUGUUUAUGAUCGGAAGCAGAGAGGCUAUCUAG